Molecule: messenger RNA, 627 nt
Organism: Tricharina praecox
Lineage: Eukaryota; Fungi; Ascomycota; Pezizomycetes; Pezizales; Pyronemataceae
Exons: 1
Coding region: 170-520 (116 amino acids)
Source: RefSeq, a predicted model, not a curated record
AGUCCAGUCCACACACGUAAACACGUAAAGUGACUCGGCGGCGGCGGUCUGGUGGCAGAGGUUUGGGGGGUGGUGGAAACUUCGUAGUUACUUUCGUAUGGAUGGAUGGGUGGGGGAAUGCAAUACCUUUUUAUUUUACUUUGCUACAUCGGAGAAGGGUAGGUGAGCUAUGGCUAUGGAUGGCUAUGGAUUUCCGGUCGGUUCGUCUGUAGUACUGGUGGUGCUAGUGUUUUCAUUUCAUUUCAUUUUAUUUUUUUUGCUUUUUUGUGUACCAUUCGCUCGCCUUUUUUUUCUUCCUUCAUUUCCUUGCUUUCUAUUGUGGGAUAAUUCUUCGUUUUAUUUUCUCUUCUUUUUUACCUUCUUCAUCAUCAUGUUCUUCUUCUUCUUCUUCAUUGACUGUUGCAUCGAUUGUUGCAUACUACGUUGCAUUCUACGUUGCGUGCUACCAUAUCAUAUCAUACCUAUCAUACCUCACACUUCACUCUGUUUUGCUAUGAUACUUAUCAUAUCGAGGUUUUGAUAUGCUGUUCUACCUAUACUGUUCCACCUACCUAUGGCCCUGUGUGGGCAGAUUUGUUGGUGGAUUAUGUUGCGACUGAGAAUGGGAAUAAACCUAUUCACUGAACC